Molecule: messenger RNA, 2536 nt
Organism: Myxocyprinus asiaticus (Chinese sucker)
Lineage: Eukaryota; Metazoa; Chordata; Actinopteri; Cypriniformes; Catostomidae
Product: lysophosphatidic acid receptor 4-like
Exons: 2
Coding region: 336-1295 (319 amino acids)
Biological process (GO): G protein-coupled receptor signaling pathway
Cellular component (GO): membrane
Molecular function (GO): oxysterol binding; G protein-coupled receptor activity
Source: RefSeq, a predicted model, not a curated record
GUUUAAGUUUCCACCACUGACAGAACAUCACAGCUAGUCGUUAAUAAGACUUGAUAUGAAAAUAGAGACUUUUCUGCUUCAGUUCUCUUUUCAACAUUCAAGGACGCUGAAUUUCAAACCUUUGGAGAUGACAGACACACUUUUUACCUCUUCCUGAAUGGUUGCCAUCCCAGAAAAACCAAAAUAAAUUUGUGACCAAAAUAAUGACCUUUUAUUGACGCAGAUGCAGUAAUGCAUUUAAUUUUCUCUUUAUUUGAACUCCAAGCAUUGUAAUCUUGAAAGCAUAGGCUCACAAAGGCAAACGCAAGUUUCUUAAGUUAGUACUGAAGAUCAUCAUGGAACCAUCUGCAACAGGCCAAGACUUCAACGCUUCUAACAACCUGUCGGAGAUGCUAAUUUUCCAGUACUACCUCUUCCCACCAGUAUACAGCGUGGUCUUGUUUUUUGGGUUAAUAGGAAAUCUGGGAUCUUUGUACUACUUCAUUUUCAAAAUAAAACAAAAGUCUCCUUCGAACGUGUACAUCAUCAACCUAGCGGUGGCCGACACACUUUUCUUGUGCAUUUUGCCAUUUCGUAUCCACUAUCAUUUGAACUACAGCAACUGGAUAUUUGGCGAAGCCAUGUGCCGUAUCACUGGCACGAUCUUUUUCGCCAACAUCUACAUCAGCAUAACCUUCAUGACCUGCAUCUGCGUAGAUCGCUACAUCGCCACCGUACACCCUCACACCUACUUACAACUUCGCUAUACAAGUCUGACCGUGCAGGUGAGCACCGCUGUGUGGUUGGUGUCUGGAGCGGCAAUGUUGGCCUUCAUGUUAACGUGCCCGUUGUCAGCUGAAGGGAAAAUAUGCUUUGAAAACUUCUCUGCGGAGGAGUGGAGCAAGAACUUGGCACCCUACAGCGCCUGCAGUCUUGUUUUUGGAUCUCUGCUGCCCUCUGUGGUCAUCCUGGUGUGCUACCCCAUCGUGGCACGUCGCAUCGCACGAAUUCAAAAUAACACAGCGCGUGGGGCACGGAGGAUUAUCUAUGCCAUUCUAGCAAUAACAAUUCUCUGUUUCCUACCUUAUCAUAUAGUGCAUUUAGAACACCUCCUGUCACGCACGGGUUGGAUCCCUGAAGGGCCCUGGAAUGAAAACAUUAACAUCGCCCGCAGAGUGACCAUGGCUCUAGUCAGUCUAAAUAGCCUCUUGGACCCAGUGUUGUACUACUUUGCCACGGGCCACUACAAGUGUAGGCUAAGAGGACUGAGGUUCAAAAGGAAAACGGGGGUUUAUUCCAUCACCAAUUAUUUUUGACCUAAAAAGGCUUUCCUUUUAAAUUCUUACAAAAUAUUUUUUGAACGCUGUGUGCUAGAAUGUAAAAUACUGGUGAGGCAGUAAGGGAAAAGCACAUUAUAAAGCUAUCCUACAAGUUGAACUCAAUCAACAGCAUUUGUGACAAUGUUGAUUACUAUGAAAAGUUAUUUCAACUUGUCCCUCGUUUAUAUAUACGUAAAAAAGGUUACAGUAAGGAACUUACAACGGAAGUGAAUGGGGCCAGUCCACAAACAUUAUAAUAAACACUGUUUCAAAAGUAUAGCCAAAAGACAUUAACAUUAUAUGUGUUAACAUGAUUUUAGUGUGAUAAAAUCAGGUACUGUAUUUACCCCUGUUGCUACUUUUACCAGAUUUCAAGGUUUACCGGCAUUACGUCACCAUGGCAACAAAGUUGUAAAAUUGGCUAUAAUUUUAUACAGAUACAAAGAUUACACUAAAAUCAUGUUUACAUGUGUAAUGUUUACGUCUUUUUUUUGGGGGGGGGGUAUUUUCUCCCCUUUUCUCCCCAAUUUGGAAUGCCCAAUUCCCAAUGUGCUCUAGGUCCUCGUGGUGGCGUAGUGAUUCGCCUUAAUCUCAGUUGCCUCUAUGUCUGAGACCGUCAAUCCGUGCAUCUUAUCAUGUGAUUUGUUGAGUGCGUUACCGUGGAGACCUAGUGCGUGUGGAGGUUUCAUGCUACUCUCUGUGGCAUCCACACACAGCUCACCACGCGCCCCACCGAGAGCGAGAACCACAUUAUAGCGACCACGAGGAGGUUAACCCAAUGUGACUCUACCCUCCCUAGCAACCGGGCCAAUUGGUUGCUUAGGAAGCUUGACUGGAGUCACUAUGCACACCAUGGAUUCAAACUUGCGACUCCAGGUGUGGUCAUCAGCAUCUUUACAUGCUGAGCUACCCAGGCCCCCCUGUGGCUAUACUUCUUAAACAGUGUGUAUUUUAAUGAUUAUGGAUUGGCCCAAUUCAUUUCCAUUGUAAGUGCCUUACUGAAAGCACAAUUUUCCCUGUAUUUUUUAAAAUAAACAAGAAGCUGAAUAUAUUUUUUAUUUUUUUUUGUAAUCCACAUUAUGCAACAAAUGCUGUCGAUUGAGCUUAACUUGUACUGAACACAAAAUGUAAGAACAUGUUAAGAAUAUAUGCAAAUAUAUUUUUAUUAUCACAAUACAAAAACUUCUUGCACCAAAAAUACAGUACUUUUUCUUAAAAUGCAAUUUUCUGUGUUUGUU